Molecule: messenger RNA, 1332 nt
Organism: Drosophila guanche
Lineage: Eukaryota; Metazoa; Arthropoda; Insecta; Diptera; Drosophilidae
Product: tRNA methyltransferase 10 homolog A
Exons: 2
Coding region: 112-1029 (305 amino acids)
Biological process (GO): tRNA N1-guanine methylation
Cellular component (GO): nucleus; nucleoplasm
Molecular function (GO): tRNA binding
Source: RefSeq, a predicted model, not a curated record
CCAUAACGAUUUUGUAUCGAUACUUAGGAAACAGCUGUUCGGCUACCUGGCAUUCGCCAGAACGCGUGCUCUGUGGCUAUCUUAAGGAUAGGAGAGAGAGAGAAAGAAACCAUGGAGCCCACGGAACAGACCCAGACACCGCUCCAGCCGGCUGUCCUCAGCCUGGACAACUGUCCCGGGACCACGCCCGGCACACCGCAGAGCAAGAACCAACUGAAGAAGCAGCGGAAACUGGCCGAGUUUGCGGAGCUGAAAAAGUUGCGGCGGGAGCGUGAGCGGCAACGCAAGAAACAGAAGCGGAGGGAGGCGAAGGAACAGGGAUUGCCUGUGCGAUUAGGACCCUCGCGCAAGGAGCUGAAGCGCCGUCAGGUGACCAUCGCAGAGAACGGGGUGGCCACCUUCAGUGUGGCCAUCGAUCUGGACUACGACGACCUAAUGCAGGAGCGUGACAUAGCCAAGUGCGUGAAGCAGUGCCUCCGAAUCUACACCAUUAACCGGCGGAGUGCACAGCCGGGACGACUCCACUUCACGGGAAUCAAGCGGAACGGCCACAUCCAUGAGUGCUUCAAGAAGAACGAUGGCUGGGAGAACUGGAACGUGGAGUACCACUUCGAUCGCAACCACACCGACUUGUUCGAAAAGCCGAAGCUCGUUUACCUCACCUGUGAGUCCGACACACUGCUGGAUAAGGUGCAGCCCGACUGUACCUAUGUCAUUGGCGGCCUUGUCGAUCACAAUCACUUCAAGGGCCUCUGCCACUCCCGGGCCACUGAGGCGGGCUUGACCACAGCCCGCCUGCCGCUGAGCGAACAUGUGGACAUGAAGACACGCUCCGUACUUAGCACCUACCAUGUGUUCGAGCUGCUCAACAAGGUGGCGGCUGGUCAGGACUGGACAUCGGCCAUUCUCGAAACGAUUCCAAUGCGUAAGGGCGCCAAGGCCAAGACGACGACGAGCAAUGGCCAGGAGCUGGAUGCCAAUUCCGAAUCCGAGACCGAAUCCCAGGUUGAACCGAAGACCGACAGCUGACCCCGAUUCCAGCGUUUUGAGGUCUUUUUUGAUUUUUAUUUUAGUUUCUCUUGUUUUUAUAAAAUCACAUUUAGUUUUGUUUCGCAAAUUAAAUUACAACUUAAAAUACAUAGUGCAAAUAAUAGUAAUAAUAAAACAUAUUUUUACAUUUACAACGUGCAAUGACGAUGACGUCCCAGCGACCGACAAAGAUCGCUCGCUGCCAGUUUAACACUCUUCCAUUUCUGAUAUUUGUAUACCCUUGCAGUUGGGACUCAAUUAUAUUUUAUAAGCCUCUUUUCAUGCAGAAACUACAGACCGAAA